This is a messenger RNA of Panicum virgatum (switchgrass), 1770 nucleotides long. RefSeq names its product putative DNA glycosylase At3g47830. Gene Ontology annotation, biological process: base-excision repair. Bases 1 to 816 code for a protein of 271 amino acids. The transcript is spliced from 6 exons. NCBI's taxonomy places the organism in Eukaryota, Viridiplantae, Streptophyta, Magnoliopsida, Poales, Poaceae. Gene Ontology annotation, molecular function: catalytic activity. The record is from RefSeq and is a predicted model, not a curated record.
AUGGAACCCAAGCGGAAGGCUCCGGCCUCGCCGGCGGCGCGCGAAGCCUCGCCGGAACCCUACCCUACCCACGCCUCCCCCUCCCCGGCGCAAUGCCUCGCCGUCCGCGACGCGCUGCUCGGGUUCCACGGCUUCCCCGAGGAGUUCGCGCCCUUCCGCCGCCUCCGCCUUGGUGGCAGCGGUGACUCUCCGCCGCCUCUGCCCCCCACCGUCCUCGACGGGCUCGUCACCACCCUCCUCUCCCAGAACACCACCGAGGCCAUCUCCCGCCGCGCCUUCGCCUCCCUCAAGGCCGCAUUCCCCUCUUGGGACCAGGUGGUGGACGAGGAGGGGACGAGGCUGGAGGACGCCAUCCGGUGCGGCGGGCUGGCGGCAACGAAGGCGGCGAGGAUACGGGCGAUGCUGAGGGGCGUGAGGGAGCGGAGGGGCAAGAUUUGCCUCGAGUACCUGCGGGAACUGUCGGUGGAUGAGGUGAAGAGGGAGCUAUCGCAGUUCAAAGGGAUUGGGCCAAAGACCGUGGCAUGCGUGCUGAUGUUCUAUCUUCAGAAAGAUGAUUUUCCAGUAGAUACUCAUGUACUUCGCAUUACAAAGGCUAUGGGUUGGGUUCCAGUAACAGCUAGCAGGGAGAAGGCAUACAUUCAUCUAAAUAGUAAGAUCCCAGAUGAUCUGAAAUUUGAUCUGAAUUGUCUUAUUGUAACUCAUGGGAAGCUUUGCCAAACAUGUGCCAAAAAGAUGGGAGGUGAGAAAAGCAAGGUUCCCAAUGCUGCCUGUCCACUAGCAAGUUACUAUCGUGUUGGUGAAAAGCUUCAGCAGUAGUUUGAGGCAUCAUUAAUGGCUGUUGUUGCUUUGAUAAUAGGUUGCAAAACCUUCCAACAGUGCUAGCAGCACAAGGAUUUUGCGAAGCUGAGGUUCAAUGAAAAGCAGAAUGGAUAGUUUCAUCCUGAUGUUUCAGGUUAUGCCAUUGGAGCUUCCAGCUCUAUGGUAUUGGGCUAUAUCCCUACAUGCAAACUCAUUGCUUCCAACUAAGAAAUUCCAACGAGAAGCAGAAGAAUGGAGAAUUGGAGAUUAUCUACUUAUCAAAACAUACAACCGACUAGAGAAGUUCCAACCGAAAGAUAUCAUGCUGGUUACACUGUGAAGAAAAUGGCGAACAGUGUAGACCCAACCUAUUGUAUGCACAUGGUCCCUCCCAACUUUCUAAUGCACGCGGUCUCUCAUGCCUGAUGGGGUGGCUUGUGAUUUUCAGAGCAGGCAUUCGCUGACACUGUCCAAAAGGUUCUGCUGUGUUUUGAUGGUGGCUUGAAGAGUUGAAGCGGAUGACUACACUUGGGUUCAAUUGUGGAAACUUGGGAGCUUUGGAUGGACAAGCUGUGGAUCAUUGAUGGACAUUUCGUACUUCAUACUUUGAAUUGAAGCAGAGCAAUGCCCCAUACCAUGCUGUCAUGUGAUCUGAUUGGCUGGCCGGCUUGCUUCAUGCUCACAUGAAGUUUAACUACCGGCAUCACCGGCUGCAGGUUGCAGCUAGAAGUUUUGUUGUCUGUAAUGUAAUGCACUUUCACAGGUUAAAUCCUGGAGCCUUGUGUUGCUGGGAACAUCUGGUGUGAAAGUCUCAACGCUUUUUGACCUCUCUCCAAGAAGUAACCGCCACUUUUGUAUUUUGGAGUGGAUCUUUAGCCACUCAUGAAUCACGAUCCACUGCUAUCAUCUUUGCUUCCAGUGUUGAACAUAGCAUCAACUGAAGAAAGUGCUGCCAGAUCACUUCUGAAAUUA